ACCUCCAUUUUUAUUUGUUGUUUUUUAGUACAACAAAUCCAUCGCCUCUCUCCCUCAAAAUCAAAAAUCCCAAUUUUCUUCAGCUGCCUCACAGCUUCGUUCAACCCUCACAAAGACGAACCCAAACCCCACACUCAGCAUAAACCUCUCCAAAAAUUCCCUUUUACACGAACCCAGCUUCCCAAAACCCUCAUCGAUUUUUACUUUAUCACGAUCCUGCCCCUCUGCCUUCCAGGUCAAUUCUUCCCUCCUAGAAAUGCCCCGCCGCGGUGUUUCGAUUAGCUUCGUCUCCGUUGUCCGCCGGACCCGAAUCAAUCUCUAAUUAAAUGUUGGCGUGGAAGGAUUUUCUAGGUCCAUUGUUCUAGAAGAUUCUGCACUAUUUGAAGUGCUGCUGAACUCUUACAGGCAACCCAAGUUGUUUGGACACUGCAUUUGUUGGGUGUCUGAAACUUUGCAUAUAGUAAGAGAGCACUGAUUUCUAGUUUGUUCCUAGAGGAUCCAAUGGAGCUGAAGGUUCCAUCCACUAAGCAUGGUGGUCUUUCUCCCCAUGAUUGUGCUAGUGAUCCUGAAGAGAAGGAAGUCAGUGAUGAGGAUGAUGAUGAUCGCAACCAUAAGCAUCGUCGGCGGGAGACACGCUCUCAGUCAAUGGAAAGAGAUCCUCUGAAUCAACCUUUCUCAAGGCCAUACAGAAAGCGCAACAAAGCUUUUGAAAAUGGACAUCCUUUCCGAGAAAAUGAAUCUCAAGCAAGUGGAACUUCAAAAAAUUUUUACUUUUCUCCACAAGAGAAAGAUUCAAUGGCUAAGUCUGAAAGAAGACGCCCUGGGUUAACAUCAUUUUCACGUGUGCAUUUGGAUCUUAACCAAAGAAUCAGAGCAAAUCAUCCAUUUAUGGGAGACACAGGUCCUGUAAGGGGAAGGGGAAGAGAAUCUUGGACCCAACGUGAUUCUAAGUUUAACUCAGUUGAUAUUGCAUCACAAAUGAUUCAGCCAGGGUCUGUUGCUCCAAAUCUCUUUGUAGGAAGAGGAUUGCCAAAUGUUUCAAAUGCCCAGAGUCCAUCAUGGGGUGCAUUUGGAUUAAUGCCAGCAAUACCAAAUGGUGGCUUGGAUACACUUCAUUCUAUUGGUUUACAAGGAGCGCUUAGGCCAUCAUUGAAUCUUGGCAUUCCUCGCCAACGAUGUAGAGACUUUGAGGAGCGUGGAUUUUGUCUAAGAGGAGACAUGUGCCCAAUGGAGCAUGGUGUCAAUCGUAUUGUUGUUGAAGAUGUUCAGAGCUUGUCACAGUUCAACCUACCAGUCUCUCUUCCAAGUGCACAACUAUUGGCGACACCUGCUGGACCAGGACCCCUACCUUCAGUUGCUCCUUCAACCACUUCAAUGAACAGCAAGGCAGUACAUAGCAAAAUCGGCCAGUCGGGAAUGACUGAUGAUGAUUUAGCUCUGAAUGGUGCUUAUACUGGUGCUGAUUUGUAUGAUCCUGAUCAACCCCUGUGGAAUGACAGAGGUCCAGAAGCUUCAGCUGCACUGAAAGCACUAGGAUCACCCAAGGCAGAUGAAACUGAAACCUUGUUAAAUGAUGAUAUCUCUGAGCGUCAUCAUGUUAGAUCACGGUAUAAUCCUAAUAAUGAUCUAAUGAGGAGUUCUGGCUCACAGAACCCAAGUUCAUCUGUUUGGGGCAGAAUUGGUGGCUUGAGAAAUAGAUUGGAUGCAAAGGAAAAAAUGGAUGCAACAUCCUCAGAUUACUUCGAGAAUGAAACUAAAGAUGGUCAGGAUCUAUUGCCUACCUCUCAAAGUAUUUCCCGUCAGGGAAAGCAGAUUAGUGUUGAUGAUGAUGGCUCCAAAGGUCUGGAUUCAACACUCAAGUCACAGAGUGAUGGUAAACAUAAUUCCCGCAAACCAUCUCAGAAGGCACAACGCACACUAUUUGUAAAUGGGAUUCCUAAGGAAAGCAACAAAAGAGAGGCGCUUCUUUCUCAUUUUUGUAAGUUUGGGGAGGUCAUUGACAUUUAUAUCCCAUUAAAUACUCCAAGGGCCUUUGUCCAAUUCUCAAAGAGGGAAGAGGCAGAGGCUGCAUUGAAAGCACCUGAUGCUGUUAUGGGAAAUCGCUUUAUUAGGCUCUGGUGGGCAAAUCGUGACAGCAUUCCUGAUGACAGCACAGGAAGUGGCAAUACUGUACCUGUAACUCCACAUGGGACAACAGCUGCAUCAAUUACGUCUCAGUCGUCAGUUGCUAAUAGAGGGAAGGAUAACCUUCUACCUGUUGCUCAGAAGAGUAAUGCCCUCCAAGGUGCUAAUGUCACUGCUUCUGAAUCACCUCUGCCUAUCAACACAAAUGGUCCCAAGGUCCCCCCUCCAUCACAAAAAAAGCUAGAGAUGCUAGAGCAGUUGAAGGACGAGCUACGGAAAAAGCAGGAGCUGCUGGACCAGAAGCGCAAGGAUUUCCGGCGCCAGUUGGACAAGCUUGCAAUUGUGAAACAAGCUACUGGAGUCAAGAGUGAGCCAUUGGCUGAGCAAGCUGCAAAGAGACACAAAGUGGGAAUAGCAGCUGAUUCUGCAAAAUCUGCAACUGCAAAUUCCUCAGAUCUUGGUGCUGAGGCAGUGCCUGAUAAGAAUAAAUCAUCUGAGCAUGUUGUCUGUUCCAGCCCCAAAUUAAACAUAGCUGUGGUGCCACAGGACUGUCAAUUAACACCUGGAAGGGCUCCGUUGACGAUGAACAGAUACACAUUUGACAACCAACCUACUGCAUUUAGAGUUCUGCCACCAUUACCCAUUGGUUUUCUAAAUGUUACUGUUCUGAAGGAGCAUUUUUCACAAUAUGGUGAUCUUUCUGCUGUCGAGCUAGAAGAUGUGGAGGCCCCUGAUGGUGAUAAUGGGUCAGAGACACUGAAGAAUUGUUCUGUUCAUGUAAGUUUUUCAACAUGCCGCGAAGCCGAGAGGGCAUUUGUGAAUGGUAAUUGCUGGGAUGGUAACAAUCUAAAGUUUGCGUGGCUUAUGCCUGAUAAUCCUAGCAAUGAGAACCCUUCAGUCACCAUCAAGGGACCUCUGGAUGCAGAUGUCCAGACAGAAGAUAAAAUGGCAAGCAACAUCUCUACAGAAGCUGUUGCAGCCGUUGGUGAGGGCUCUGCUCGUUCAUAGAGAAAAUUUGAUCUUGAGCAUACAGAGUUACCUGAAGUUUCGCAGCCUGGUCCGUUCUCAAGGUCUAUCAAGAAAAGGUCAACUAGAAUUGACCACUGAGGAGGGGCUGAUUUUCAGAAUUGUACAGUGAGGUAAAAUGUUAAAUUUUACAUAACUCUAAUUUUCAGGAGUCAUGCUUCUGCAAUCACUCAAAAUUGAUUUUUCGAUAUAACUUGUUUCAUUUCAUGCAUGAGAAAUGUAAAAAGGGAAAUUUUCGAUUUUUGAUGGUCAUCUCAUGGAUAUUCAUUAGUUUGGUGGCAAACUAAGUUGUCUUUAAGCUUAUUUUUGUAGGACUUUGAAAGAGUUAAGCCUCAAAGUUGAAAUUUCUGUUAAAAAUUAGUUAAAUGUAAUUUUGCGGGAUUUGAUUCCCAUUCCAGUUUAGACUUGAUAUUACAUGUAACGCAAAUUUUAUCUUUCGAAAUUUGCUUUAUUACUGUGAACGACCAGUUUUUAUGCAUUAUAGUAUUAAAUUGAACCUUCAAGA
Molecule: messenger RNA, 3655 nt
Organism: Rubroshorea leprosula
Lineage: Eukaryota; Viridiplantae; Streptophyta; Magnoliopsida; Malvales; Dipterocarpaceae
Source: the annotation of a GenBank genome assembly